AUGGAGAACCGUGUCGGGAAGCCGCGCAAGUUUCACAAGAAGUCACGGAACGGGUGCGCAGAGUGCAAGCGGCGGCACGUGAAGUGUGACGAGUGCAAGCCCCUUUGCGGAGGCUGCCGGAUCACGCAGCGCCCAUGUUCGUUUGCAACUGGACCGGGACGCUCUACUCCCUACACUUCACCCUCCGUCACAUCUCCAGAGCUCCCCAGACCGGAUGAAACUCCUUCCACGUCAACGUCUCCAACCUACGAUGCCGCCGUCGCAACGAACUACUCCAAUGAGCUCUUCACCCUGGAACACCUCGCCGUCUUCCACCAUGUCGAACAGAACAUGACGGAAUGGCUGCGCAUCACCAAGAAGAUGAAGCCCUUUGCCACCGCAUGCAUCAACUCGUCGCUGACAUGCGCGUACGUCAUGAACCAGCUGCUCUCCGUAGGGGCGUUGCACCUGAGCACCACCACCUCCGGAGCGCGCUCCGAGUCUUACAGAGCACUCGCAGCCCAGUUACAGACCCGGGGCCUGGUGCUGUUCAACAACCAGACCAACCCGAGCGAAACCGGCGGCGACGUCGUCUCGAGGUACAUCUUCCCCGCGCUGCUCGAUGUCGCGGUCCUGAUCACGACGCUCCGGGGCCCGCGCGACGAGCCCGGCGUCUUCCUGGACUCGCUGGUCGAGUACUUCCGCCUCCACCGCGGCAGCCGCGUCCUCGGCGACGUCCUGUGGGACGCGCUGCAGGAGUCGGAGCUGCUGCGCGAGUUCCUCGACACGACCAACGAGGACGACGUCGACGAGGAAGGCCAGCCGAGCGAGUGGUGCGCCAUCGCGGCCCUGGUCGAGUCCUCGGAGGGACUCAGCGAGAGGGACAUCGCCACGUGCAAGGAGACGAUGGGCACGCUCGAGUACAUCCGCUGCUGGAUCCGGAACCCGCAGUCCUGGGGCCUGCACGCGCUGGCCGGCUGGACGGGCAUGAUGCCGCUCGAGUUCGUCCACCUGCUCCAGCGGCGGACGCCGGAGGCGCUGAUCAUACUGGCGUACUACGGCGUCAUGGUGCACCAGCACCGCGACUGGUGGGUGUUUGGCGACGCGGGCGCGCACAUAGUCCGGAGCAUCUCGAGCGUCCUGGGCACGUCUUGGAAGAAGUGGCUGGUGCAGCCGCUGGAACUGGUUUCGCUGUCGUAG
Molecule: messenger RNA, 1179 nt
Organism: Thyridium curvatum
Lineage: Eukaryota; Fungi; Ascomycota; Sordariomycetes; Thyridiales; Thyridiaceae
Exons: 2
Coding region: 1-1179 (392 amino acids)
Biological process (GO): regulation of transcription by RNA polymerase II
Molecular function (GO): DNA-binding transcription activator activity, RNA polymerase II-specific; zinc ion binding
Source: RefSeq, a predicted model, not a curated record